ACCGUGUGUUUGUGUUCACCUCGAUACGCUCGAAGCACUGCCACCAACGACGGUAAGCAGCGGAAGAAGGCCAACAUAAGUAGUCGGUUUGCUCUGUGGAAGAAAGAAGAAAAGAGGAAGAAAGAAUAAAAGAAGUAAGAAAGAAGCGAUGCAGAGCGCCGCUAUCUCGCCCUCCGCCGCCCCUCCCCUCCUCCGAAGCUCUACCAAGCCGCCGGCUCCUCGGUGGUCGCCGCUGCUCCUCCCUCUCCACCGCGGUGGGCCUCGCCUGCGGCCCCUCGCCGCCGUCCCCUCAUUCUCCGUCGUUGCCUCCUCCCAUGGUCCCUCGGUCCCCCGCCCCUGGGUCUCCCUCCCGUCUCUCUCGGAUCGGAGGCCCGAGGAUGGCCUCGCGGUCCGUGCGACCUCCGUCCCCGACGGCGACGCUGCCUCCAAGGAUGCCGGCGGAGGAGGGCUGCUGCAGACGCUGCAGCUCGGGUCGCUGUUUGGUCUCUGGUACCUCUUCAACAUCUACUUCAACAUCUACAAUAAGCAGGUUCUGAAGGGUUUUACAUUUCCACUUACAAUCACAACAGUUCAAUUUGCAGUUGGAACUUUUCUUGUCUUGUUUAUGUGGACCACCAAUCUAUACAAGCGACCAAAGAUUUCUGCUUCACAGCUUGCUGUCAUCUUACCAUUAGCUAUGGUCCAUACAAUGGGCAACCUUUUUACGAAUAUGAGUCUGGGAAAGGUUGCUGUUUCGUUCACACACACAAUCAAAGCUAUGGAGCCUUUUUUCUCUGUACUUCUUUCUGCCUUAUUUUUGGGAGAGAUGCCUACCAUAUGGGUUCUAUUAUCUCUUGUGCCAAUUGUUGGUGGCGUGGGAUUGGCCUCUCUCACUGAAGCUUCUUUUAAUUGGGCUGGAUUUUGGAGUGCGAUGGCUUCCAAUCUGACCUUCCAAUCCCGGAAUGUGCUUAGCAAGAAAGCCAUGGUUAAGAAAGAGGAAUCAUUGGACAAUAUAAAUCUCUUCUCUAUAAUAACUAUCAUGUCAUUUUGCCUUCUAGCUCCUGCAACUUUUUUUGUGGAGGGCAUCAAGGUUACCCCUUCAUAUCUGCAGUCCGCUGGUUUGAAUUUUAAAGAGAUAUAUCUGAGAUCUCUUCUUGCUGCACUCUGCUUUCAUGCUUAUCAGCAGGUUUCAUACAUGAUACUGGCAAGGGUAUCACCUGUCACCCACUCUGUCGGCAACUGUGUGAAGCGGGUCGUGGUCAUUGUGACUUCCGUCCUUUUCUUCAGGACACCGGUUUCACCCAUCAACUCACUCGGUACUGGUGUUGCACUUGCUGGAGUUUUCCUCUAUUCCAGGGUAAAGAAGAUAAAGCCCAAGUCUGCAUAACUAACCAAUUUUGUUUUGUUCUGUGAUGCGCUCCGAAGAGUUUUAAUUCAUCUUACAAAUAAAGCGAUAUGUUGUCUUGCUGAUUCGUCUUCUCCAAUUUUCCAUGGCAUGUCUAACUGAGCCUGAGUUUGGAACAACAACUCCUGUUUGCUUCUCAACGUCUAGGUCUUUUUCCCAAUGUAAUUGAAAUGGAGACUUGUGCUGCAUGUGGAAGAACCAUGACGGAUUUCUUUGGUUUUGUGAGUGAAACAUGGGAUUGUUGUAGCUCACUUCACCAUUCCAUGUGCAACAGCAAGAGCGACAUCAGAGCACAAAGGUGAAUGCUUCUUCUGGUGUUAAGGUUCUUCGAUGGUAAGAGUAAAAACAUAUUUGAAUAAUUUUUUGUUGAAUUAGAGAUAUUAUAUUAUA
Messenger RNA from Musa acuminata subsp. malaccensis (wild Malaysian banana), 1774 nucleotides. RefSeq names its product phosphoenolpyruvate/phosphate translocator 1, chloroplastic. Gene Ontology annotation, cellular component: membrane; Golgi apparatus. NCBI's taxonomy places the organism in Eukaryota, Viridiplantae, Streptophyta, Magnoliopsida, Zingiberales, Musaceae. Gene Ontology annotation, molecular function: antiporter activity. The record is from RefSeq and is a predicted model, not a curated record. Gene Ontology annotation, biological process: transmembrane transport.